CGCCACAGCGGCUUUGCAGGCACCGACCCAUCCACACCAUCCCCAGCUUAUGGACCCAUCGAGGAUGAAUCGAGCGAUCUCGAUUCUCACGACUUCCAGCUUCCUCCCUCCGUCAGCACUGCCAGCUCGGUGAUGCUCCGCAAGGGCUCCAAGUCAUCCACAUCGCCACUGUCUGCGUCUGCUUCGCACGCAACGGCUGCACCACAUCCCAUCCACACUGAUGGCCGCACCCCCAAGUCUCCCCUCUGGUAUGCGCGCCGUCCCAGCAACACCAACUCGCGUGGCAGCUGGUACACAUCGCCCGCCAUCACCGCCACUACCACGGUCACUGCCACCAGCCAGGACCAUGGCGUUGGCGCAUCUGCGAAUCUCCGAUCGCCACCGAGCAACGUCGAGACCACCUUGACGCGCAAGUCGGCCAAGGACAUGCUCUCGCAAGCUUUCACAACAGCAUCCACCACAAGCGUUGACACCGCUGGCACGAACCAGUCCAAGUCCUUUGCCGUGCGUCGUGGGCGCUCUGAGCAGCUUGAGACGCGAUCUCCGCCUCCCGCUCACUCUCUCGCUUCGUCCGCUGGUAAGACGCUGCGUGGCACCAGCCCUCUUAGCUCGCGCGCGUUCAGCCCUCGCAGCACUGAGCUCGGCUGCGAUCGAUGCCGAACCAUCUCAAACCUCUCGGGUGAGCAUAAUAUUUAUGGCAGCAGUCUCAUCUCAUCCAACUCGCGUGGUCUCUCUACAUCUCCUCGUUUGGAGUUGGAUGAGCGUUACCGCAGCAUGAAGCAGUUGCACAAGCACUCGCACAGCGCCGCUGCCGGCCUCUUCUUCACCCACAUGCAGUCGCGAGACUCGCUCAACGCUGACGAGCCUCAGGCUGUCCGGGGGGAUGAGCGACAGGGACGUCGCAUUCAUUCUUCUCGUCACCGCAGCCCACGCUCCGAGGUGAUUGAAGAUGCACAACAAGAUGUGCGUGCCACUCCUCCGCGUGGUCGAUCCAAGGCGCGUGGAAGGAGCUCGCACCGUCGCAGCCCCAGCCCGCCUCGAGCGGCUGCUAGGCGUGAAUCGGCAACUGUCAUCGAGCCGAUAGCAUCCUCGCCUGCACCAAUCUCGCCACGCUCGCAGCCCAUUUCAAUUUCAAUGAUGGCUCGCGACUCGCGACGAGCCUCUGAUCAAGGCGCUUAUCACCAAGAUGAGGAGCUAAAGUCUGCAUUGCCCGAGCGUCCGUCGCCGUUGGCGCUCAUUUCUGAAAAGGAAGUGAUGGCUCUCGAUCGAGUUUCUCCACCAAAUGAAACCGAGUCUCGUGGCCGUGGCCGUGGCAGGAGCACACGACGCGGUCGUGGCUCACAGGAGCGCGGUUCCGCUUCGCGAUCCAGGUCUCGCUGGAUUCAUCAGGACUGCGAGGUCACCUGGGCAGGCUACGGCCACCGCGCCUCUGAUCGGGGCGAAGUGGAGCCUCGGCUUGCCACCAAGCAACCUCUUCAGCAGCAGCGAGCUCCUCGCUCUCGCGCCAACCGAGCCAACCCCGAAUUCACGGAUCCAGGUUUCGACGACGUCGACCUCGAACUCGAUGGCGACGACGAGCGAGAGGAGUCGCAGUCGCUCUCGUCUGGCGGAAGCUUUGAGUCUUCUGUCGUUCGUGGUCGAACGAGCAUUCGUGCCUAG
Mycosarcoma maydis (corn smut) is the source of this 1659-nucleotide messenger RNA. RefSeq lists its product as uncharacterized. The transcript has a single exon. The record is from RefSeq and is a predicted model, not a curated record. The annotation marks the transcript as partial. Lineage: Eukaryota; Fungi; Basidiomycota; Ustilaginomycetes; Ustilaginales.